Microtus ochrogaster (prairie vole) is the source of this 1268-nucleotide messenger RNA. It is a transcript of the gene Wbp2nl, whose product is annotated as WBP2 N-terminal like. Gene Ontology annotation, cellular component: nucleus. The record is from RefSeq and is a predicted model, not a curated record. Gene Ontology annotation, molecular function: transcription coactivator activity; chromatin DNA binding. Gene Ontology annotation, biological process: positive regulation of DNA-templated transcription. NCBI's taxonomy places the organism in Eukaryota, Metazoa, Chordata, Mammalia, Rodentia, Cricetidae.
AAGAUGGCGGUGAAUCAGAACCACACAGAGGACCGCCGUGGGGCCACCAUCCCUCGUGGCGAAAGUCUCCUGAAGAGAUCUUCAGAUGUGGACCUCUCCUUCCCCCAGCCACCACCAGGCUCCAGCUUCUUCAGUGGUACAAAGAGGGGUACACUGUUUCUCACCUCAUAUCGGGUGAUUUUUGUGACGUCACGCUCAGACAAUGAUCCCAUGUUGUCUUUUAUGAUGCCAUUCCAUCUAAUGACGAACUGCACUGUUGAACAACCAAUCUUUGCUGCAAACUACAUUAAAGGGACAAUUCAGGCAGCUCCAGAUGGUGGCUGGGAAGGAUCAGCGACUUUUAAAAUGGCCUUCAGGAAAGGAGGUGCCAUCGAGUUUGCCCAGCUGCUGGCCAAAGCCGCCUCCGCUGCUGCCCAAGGAACUCCACUCACAGUUUCAAGUUUCUGGAUAAGUCCUCUAGGAAUCAUUGUCAUAGCCGGGGAGAGGAGCACGUGCGCCCCACAGGCAUGCCAAGCUGCCUAUGGAGCCCCACCUGCGGGACACGGAGCCCCACCUCCCAGAUACGAUGUCCUGCCUCCUGGAUAUGGAACUUGGAUGUAUGGAUCCCCUCCUCCUCUGUAUGGAGGCCUGCCUCCUGGAUAUGAAGCCCCCACUAUGGAGUAUGGAGUCCCACCUCCCAGAUACGGAACCACAGCUGUGAUGUCUAGUUCUCCACCUCCCAGAUAUGAAGCCCCACCUAUGGGUUAUGAGACUUUGCCACCCGCUCAGUCGGAAGCAGGACAUCCCAUUUCUAUGGCAGCCCAGACUCCUGGAUUCCAAGCAUCUUUUCCCUCUACCUCAUCUUCACAAGCUCAUUCUCCCCCCCUCUAAGAUGUAAACCUUGAAGUUUCACCAAGCAAAACCGUACACUAGCAUUGAAGUUAAGAAAGAACGUUUAGGUAUAUGAUCCCAGCCUCAUCCUAGGUAGUUGGUCCCCCACCUAGGAAGUUCAGUUAUAGGACAGAACUAAGAUUUAUCUCCAUGCCUUGAUUUACAAAGCAGUGUCAUUCUUGAUUAGCUGGAUAAAGGAGUAGCACCAGAGGGCUAAUUCCCUAAUGACUUGGUUGACAUUGGAUGCAUUUUAAAACAUAUCUUGACAUGAGCUUGCAAAAAGCUUCCUGCCUUUCUCCUCAUCUGCAUUAGAAAACCUUUAUAAUACUCUGUUUGGUAGAAACUAAGAUCUGCUAAAAUGUUGCAUUGAGAGCUGGGCCUGGUGGUGUAGGUUUAUA